CUCAGAGGUGCUACCGAACACACCAUGACAGCCACACAAGAACAAAAGGAUAGAAUUUUCCAGUUUAUGGUUUGACUUUCUUUGGAAUCAUGAUGGUGAGAAGCAGGACGUCAGACGCAGCCGGGCCCCACCGCCACUGUGACAAGUGCCAUAACCUCCACUGUCACAUCUCCAGACCGUGUGCGGUAAUUAAGUGUCGUAAAAACUGCGGGGCCUGCCUUCAUCUGUGCAAGGAGGAGGACCACAGUCUCCUCUGUCCUAAUGAGACAGUUCCAUGCAUUAAUGCCAGCUUUGGAUGUCCCCUGUCUAUGCUCCGCUUUCAGCUGUCCCACCACCUGCGUACAUGUCCCGCCAGUGUUGUCUGCUGUUCUCAAGACUGGAAUCGUUGGCCCAUUCCUGAUGAUAACCCACCAUUUUAUACAAACAUUUCACAAGACUGUCAAACUAGACAACAUCUCGAUGUUGCUAUGGCACUAAGAGACCAGGAUAUGCUUUUUCAAUCUAUCAAAAUGGAGAGCGUGUUCCCUGAGUUGAUGGUUGUUGAUUCUGACCCCGGGUCUACAGCUUGUGUUGAUACGACUGACAAUCCUCCAAUGUGUGACGAGGAACUUGUUGAAUGUUGUUGUGCAGAAAUAAAAGAAACAGAACUGAGCCAAGAGGAAAGAGAUGCCUUGGCAAAAUGUAGGAAUGUUGAGAAUAUUCAGAACUACAACUCCUGGGAAAAGAUGUUUAAGAAGGAGAUGGAUGGAUGCAAGGAAACUGUCAAAAACCUGGAGAAGAAGGAGGAAGGAAAGGAAGAGAAGGCAGGGGAGAAAUCACACAGCUGUCAAAGAGAAACAAAAGGGGAAUAUCAUUUGAGCAAUGGACACGGAGACACGACUACAGUUGCUGCUGCUUUAAGUGAAAAUGGUGCAACAGGACUGGCAACCUGGCAAGAUGGAGCCCUGGAGAGGUUUGGAAGGGACGUCCAUAUGUCUGAAUAUAACAUGUAUCUAAGCCACAAUGGGGCAAUGCUUAUUAACUUCGGUCUACUGCCAGCAUGCACCCCUAGAGAGAAGGAUUUUGUUUAUGGAAAACUUGAGCCCAUUGAGGUGAAGACUGUCCGUUCCUUCAAAAUUCCUGCGAGUUACCGAGCCAGAAGAUGCCAACUAAAAGACCCAACCAGAAAGAUCAAAAUGGUCCAUCAGUGUGUAGAUACUUCAGAUUUGGGGGUGUAAAUCGAGGAUCUUCCAAAAAGCAGUGAAGUCUCUAUGACACUCCUAUGUGCGUUAGAAAAAGAACUGAAAGGGCAUACAGUAUCGCAGAGUACAUCCACUGAUGCACUGUACGAUGAAGCAGGAACACAAACGUACAGCUUCCACUCAGCGCCAUUUCAAACCGACAUGUCUCUUGCCAGUAUUGCACCAAACCACAAUAGUUUAUAUGUCAAAGUUGAAACUGAGCCAGUGACGAGACGGCAUAACAGAAACAGUUCAGCCUUCAGCUACUUUUGCGGACACUUCUUCAGGCGUGACGAGUUUAGUUCACACUUUAAGAACGUGCACUCGGACAUCCAAUCUUGUCUGAAUGGAUGGUUCCAACAGCGCUGCCCCCUAGCAUACCUGGGCUGCACUUACACCCAGACAAGGUUUCAUCCUUCAGGUCAACAGGCCACAAUAAAGUACUGCCAAGAUGUCAACGCUCUUGUCCUUCAGCCUCAAGCCUCCUCUUCUUCUUCCCCCAUCUGCCAAAACAAGAAGAUCCAAAUGGAUCACCUGAGCCAAUUGCCCCUAGAGGUCCUCCAGCACAUUGCGGGCUACCUUGACAGUUUCACAUUGUCCCAGCUGUCCCUGGCCUCACGUCAGAUGAGGGAUGUGUGCAGCGCAUUUUUGCAGAAGAGAGGGAUGGUCUUCCUUAAGUGGGAAAAGAAGACAGAUUCCCAGGGGAGGAGUGCCUGGACGUGUCAAAAGAAAGUGUGGACCUUCAGCUUUGUGUUUUCCACUGUGGACAAAUGGAGAUUUAGUGACAAUCCUCCCAUGUCAGAACAUCUCAAGAUCUGCCCGUACUACCAGAGAGAGGAGCGCUGUGAGCCGGUGUCUUUACCCGGCCUGGGAGAGGUCACAGACAAACAGGAGGAGACCUGUCCCAGCCGAUAACACCCGAGGCCAGGAGAUCAGCAGGAGGAUCUAGCAGAAUGUAUUUACAAGCACUAACUCACAUGUGACUUUUGUCAACAGAGCCUCACAGACAUAAACAGGCUAUAAAUAGGUCACAUGUAUCAUACUGUUCUUUUUACACAUCUGCUUUACCUUUAAAGGUUAAUGUUAAUUAUAUUGCACUAAUUUGUAUUUGUUUGAUGCAAAACCACUGAUGAUAAUGAAAAAUGUGGAAAGAGUGACGCCAUGUGCUAAAUGUGCCCAUCAUCCUGCCUGAUGUGGAGCAGCUGCUUUUAGUGGAAGGACAGUGACAUCUAGUGGACACACGUGGGAUUUCACACAGUGGAGCUUGAAUAUUUCACUUCUAAUAUGAAAUGACUUUGAGUACAUUUACAUUUAUUUAGUGUCGUGUCAUAUUAUAUUAUUAUUGAUUUCUCUCUUAUAAUCCACUCACACAUUAUGAAGUAGUCCACAUUUAUUUAAUCAAGGCCAACU
Molecule: messenger RNA, 2630 nt
Organism: Periophthalmus magnuspinnatus
Lineage: Eukaryota; Metazoa; Chordata; Actinopteri; Gobiiformes; Gobiidae
Product: F-box only protein 40
Exons: 4
Cellular component (GO): cytoplasm
Molecular function (GO): zinc ion binding; protein binding; ubiquitin protein ligase activity
Source: RefSeq, a predicted model, not a curated record